UUUUGGCUCAUUCUUUUCAUUAAGUAUGAACUACACUACUCUCCACGUUUCCAUUAUGGUUUUAUUUUAUUUUAAAAUUAGUUCUUAUUUUCUCCAGUUUAAUGAUAGUGCCUCAAAUAUCGUUGUAGAAUUUUAAUUGCACUAUUCUUUAGAUUUUAAAAUGUCUACUACGUCGGAAAAUUCUGGAACUGUAAUUGUAUCUGCUAAACCUGAUAGAAAAGUAUUCAGACCAAAGCGGAAAGCAGUGUCCGGUGUUCCUUCUGAAAUAUCUGAAAAUCCAGAAUUAAUUAAAGCUCUCCGUAUACUCCCUGAUAAUUACAAUUUUGAAAUUCCUAAAACAAUUUGGAGGAUUAAAAAGUGCAAUUCAAAAUGUGUUGCGUUACAGUUUCCUGAGGGAUUGUUAAUAUAUGCAUUGACUAUAGCUGAUAUCCUAGAAACGUUUUGUAAAAUACAGACAAUCAUCAUGGCAGAUGUUACUUACGGAGCUUGUUGUAUCGACGAUUUUACUGCCAGAGCUUUAGGAGCUGAUUUAAUGGUUCAUUAUGGCCAUAGUUGUUUAAUUCCGGUGAACAUGACUGAAAAAAUUAGUAUGCUUUAUGUGUUUGUUGAUAUAAAAAUUGAUUCUUUACAUUUGGUACAAACUAUUUCGAAAAAUUUUGAUACUAAUUCUCCAAUUGUGCUUUUGAGCACAAUACAAUUUGUGUCUAGCAUCCAACAGGUUGCAUUUGAUUUACGAGAUGUGGGUUAUGAUAUUAAUAUUCCUCAGUGUAAGCCUUUAUCACCUGGGGAAGUGUUAGGUUGUACUUCACCUAAGAUUAGCAAUGCCAAAGUUGUCAUAUUUGUUGGAGAUGGACGCUUUCAUCUGGAAUCUGUAAUGAUUGCAAAUUCUGAACUAGAAUUUUAUAGGUAUAAUCCUUAUGAUAAAAAAAUAACUAGAGAGCACUUUGAUUACAAUAAGAUGAUAAGCAUACGAAAGAAAGAGGUUGACCAAGCAUCAAACUGUGAUAGUUUUGGACUUAUUUUGGGCACACUGGGUAGACAAGGAAGUCCAAGGGUGAUGUAUAACAUAAAAAAAAUUCUUCAACUUAGGAAGAAAAGAUAUGUUACAGUUUUAUUAUCUGAAAUAUUUCCUGAAAAGCUGAAUUUAUUUCAAGACAUUAAAAGCUGGGUUCAGAUAGCAUGCCCACGCUUAUCUAUUGAUUGGGGCUAUGCAUUUGGAAAGCCUUUGCUUAAUCCAUAUGAAUUUGCAGUGGUCAUGAAAGAAAUAGAUUGGCAAGAGAAAUAUCCGAUGGAUUUCUAUAGUUCUCAGAGUUUAGGUGCUUGGACACCUAACCAUAGUCCUCCAGCUAUUGAUGAUGCUAAAUCGUGUAAUAAUUGUGCUGAAUGUGAAUGUUCAUCAAAAUAAAAUUGUUUAUUUUUUAAA
Molecule: messenger RNA, 1423 nt
Organism: Parasteatoda tepidariorum (common house spider)
Lineage: Eukaryota; Metazoa; Arthropoda; Arachnida; Araneae; Theridiidae
Gene: Dph1
Product: diphthamide biosynthesis 1
Biological process (GO): protein histidyl modification to diphthamide
Molecular function (GO): 2-(3-amino-3-carboxypropyl)histidine synthase activity
Source: RefSeq, a predicted model, not a curated record